This is a messenger RNA of Papilio polytes (common Mormon), 2575 nucleotides long. It is a transcript of the gene Prp3, whose product is annotated as U4/U6 small nuclear ribonucleoprotein Prp3. Gene Ontology annotation, biological process: mRNA splicing, via spliceosome. The record is from RefSeq and is a predicted model, not a curated record. Gene Ontology annotation, cellular component: U4/U6 x U5 tri-snRNP complex. The transcript is spliced from 15 exons. Lineage: Eukaryota; Metazoa; Arthropoda; Insecta; Lepidoptera; Papilionidae. The coding region runs from base 243 to 2396 and encodes 717 amino acids.
UAAAGUUUGUGUGGAGUAAAUUCCUAUUGUCUAUAACUUACGUCAAACGACAAAUGUCGCUUAUAUUUACAAAACAUAUUUAAAAAUACAUAAUCAUUGUGAAAUGAAGCAACAGCAGUAAUCGAUCUGGUUAAAUCGAGGGUUCCAUCACUGUGAUUGUGCGAUUUGUGAUUUAUUGUGGAACCUGCAGUAUAACCUCAAAAUUAACAAAUUAUACUUAAAUCUUGGUAAUUGUUGGAGAGAUGGCGUUGCAGCUAUCUAGACGGGAAGUAGACGACUUGCGCUCGUCGUUAGAUCGUGCGAUUUACCGGACAAUUGGAAAAUCUGAUAGUUCAUUAUUAUCAACAGUGGCGUCUUGCUUGACCAAUGGCUAUGAACGGAGGAAGAUCAUAGACAAAAUCUCAUCUCAUAUUGAUUCAAAGAAAGCCAAUAAGUUAGCAGAUAAAGUGCUGGCUUUGGCACAGGAACUAAUAUCCAAUCCUAAGACAUCAAAGAGAAAAUAUGAAUCAAGUGAUAAAGACAGGGAAUCUAAAAGGUCAAGGCAUGAUGAGAAAGAGAUCAAAGAAGAGAAGCGUGAGUCUAAGAGUGAGAAGGAAAGAGAAGAGAAAGACAAUGAGAUGUUAGUUGGUAAUGGAAUGGAGUUGCCAAUCAUUCUACCUGAAGGGGAGACGGUUGGAUCGAAGAUGGCAGGACUCAGUGCGGAUAAAAUUAAGUUGAUGAUGGCAAACGCGCAGAAGGAGAUAGAAGAGCGUAAGCGCGCCUUGUUAGCGAUGAAGGGUGAGCAGAGACCGAGUGUGAACGCGGCGGUGGCGGCCGCACAGCAGCUGAAGGUCCAAAUGCAGCAGAAUAAUGCGAUACCACCCCCGAGUGUUAUUAAACCUGUGUUGUAUUCCAGACCAUCUGUUGCCCAUUUGAGUCAAGAGGAGUUGGAGAAGCAGAGGAAGAUUGCUGAAUUACAAGCCAGGAUACAGAGGAAGUUGGCAGGCGGAGCCCUAGCGGCGGCAGGUAAUUCGGGGCCUGCGCCCCUUAUCUUGGACCGCGAGGGGCGCACCGUCGACACCAGCGGCAAGAGGGUGCAACUCACACACGUCGCUCCCACCCUUAAGGCAAAUAUCCGUGCGUUACGUCGCGAGGAGUUCAAAGCGCAGUUGUCCAGUGGCGCGGUGUCCAGCGUGCCAGCGGCCAGCGCGGCGUGGUACGACGAGCGCGUGGACAGCAAGCCAGCGGUGCGCACGCGGCGCGCCCUGCGCUUCAACGAGCCCGGCAAGUUCCGGCAACUCGCUGAACGACUGCGGAUGAAGGCUCAAUUAGAGAAAUUGCAAAACGAGAUAAGUCAGAUAGCUCGGAAAACAGGCAUAUCUUCAGCAACUAAGUUAGCUCUGCUCGCUGCUGAUACUCCUGAUAGCGACCGUCUGCCUGAUAUUGAAUGGUGGGAUAGUGUAAUCCUGAUGACUCCAGAAGAGAGAGAAGAGAAGAGAAAGAGAAGUGCUCCUACAGGGGACAGUAGAACGGACAUACAAAGAGUGGACGCUUGUAAUGUAGGUGAUGAUGAUAUUGUUGAAAAUUUAAAUGAAGACGCCAUCACCAAUCUUGUUGAACAUCCACAACAGUUGCGACCACCAAGUUACCGCACUGGAAUGGGACUUAAAAAAUCAAAAAUAGGUAGCCUAUGUGUUCUUCCAGUUCUCUACAUCUAUGACUCACAUCGAGUUCAGUUUAAGCUAUUAAUUCUAACAUCCAUCCAUCUAAAUUUCCCUUAUAAUGUUAGUAAUAUUGAUAUAUUGUUUAGGAUAUCAAAUUUAAUGCGUGCUUUGGGUACUGAGGCGGUGCAAGACCCGACCGCCAUCGAGGCGAAAGUUCGAGAACAAAUUGCCAAGCGUCAGAAAACCCAUCAAGAUGCAAAUAAAGCGAGAGCUCUUACUAAAGAACAGAAGAGAGAGAAGAUUGACAGGAAGAUAAGAGAAGAUACGUCGAUGGGAGUCCACGUGGCUGUCUAUAGAGUGAAGGAUUUAUUUGAAUGUGCGUCAGCUAAGUUCAAAGUGGAGGUGAACGCGAAGCAGCUGCACAUGACGGGCUGCGUGCUGCUGCACCGCGGCUGCUGCCUCGUCGUCGUAGAAGGAGGACCCAAACAGCACGAUAAGUAUAAGAGGCUGAUGCUGUCCCGCAUCAAGUGGGAAGAGGACGUGGUGAAGGAUACGGAUGGAGUGGAGGUACCCAACUCCUGCCAGCUGGUGUGGGAGGGAGUUACCAAGCACCGCGCCUUCGGGGAGAUUAAAUUCAAGGUGAUGCCGACAGAAAAACAGGCCAGAGAACAUUUCCAGAAACACGGGGUUGAACAUUAUUGGGACCUAGCUUAUAGCGGUGCGGUACUAGGUACUGCUGUCGACCAACCCUAGCUGACCCCUAUCCGCAACGAUAUAACUAGAAAACAGGGGUCCAAUUAACAAACGUAUAGACCAGUUUAAGUUGACCUCUGUAUGUAGCUUGUAUUGAACCAUGACUAGUUCUACACUAGAUUGGGCGAUGUGAAUUUAAACGUCAGUAUAGAUGUAUUAAGGAAUAUAUAUUUUUAAAG